CAUUAUACGCUUAGUUGGUGGCCGCAUUCCGUACCGCGUAGUCGUCGUUGGUAUCUCGCGCGCCGUCCGUCCGUCUCUCCGUCGCCUGUAGUUCGUUUUUCGGAUCGUUUCGGUGUGCACAUUAUUAUUAUCAUUUCGAAUCUGACGAGUGUUUGGUGUUUGUUUUUGCAUCACCAGGUCGCACUAUUUUUCCACCAAAUAGUCUCCUUGCGUUUUCGUUCUUUCGGGGACUGAGGUUUUUAAAUGUGCAUUUUCUAGUGAUUGGUCGAAAGACCGGUAACUCGCCGUGUCCACCACCCAUCGCUGUCGUAACUCAACAGUAAGUGGGCACCUACAGAUGUAUAUUAUCUGCGAGAUAAGAUUUUAAGAUUCGAGAUAGCUUUUAAAUACAAUUCGUACGUCGUGAUGUUGAUGAACCAUUAACUACUUCAAGCCAUGGAGACAGACGUAAGUCAAGAUUUCGAAGACUAUUGGAAUGAGUAUAAGAUCAUACAAGAAACAAGGCAACUCGAUAGUUACCUCGACGAAGAAUGUCCACCAGAACAAGACUUCGUUGCCGCUCAUUUGUCAGAAGGAGCUGUAGAAGCCGAUUGGUUGUCAUCCGCUGGUCUAUCAUUCCUAACUGAAGCAUUUGAAAAUGGGUGCGAAGUUCCUGAUUCGGAACUCGAACCGGCCAUCAGGCACCUCUCCACCAGACAAGCCAAUGCUGUCAGGUUGAGAGUGCAUUCGCUCAAUCAUACGGUCCGCCAAAGAGGUAGACAACUAAAGGCCAGACACAAAAAACCUGAUAUCAGAGACGUUUUCCGUGACUUCGAAAGUUUAAGUUCUAGUUCCAGAUCGAGGAGUGCAACACCGGAUUCGGACUCGAAUAGUCCACCCAUGUCAUGGUCUCAAACGGAAAUAGCAGUAUCACCACCAUUACCAAAGUUUAUUGAAUCUAAUCAUGACUUGAGAGGAUGUUCCAAAAAAGAUGUCCGUCGAAUGCCAAGUGCACCAGUUUUACCGUCCAGAGACAUAUUCCGUAGAAGUAAUCGAAGUAAUAAUGGUAUCGUAGCUUCUGAAAGUGAUGGUAUUACAAUGGUUGGUUUUCAAAGACUAGGCACUGUACGUGGUUAUAAGUUUGAACAAAGACCACUACCUAUGAUAAAAGAUAGAAGUCGUAGCGGUAGCGAUCCACUACAUCUGUACUCGAGCGCUUCUGACGAACAUGUCGGUCCACGGAAUAUGGAUUUAGUAGCACCUCAAUCUGGUCUUACCCGCAGCCAUGGUUGUUUAUAUGAAACAAACGAUAACCAUCGAAAUAGUUCUCAGUACGUGGGAUUUGAACAAAUGUGGCAAAACAACAAUUACCAUUUAGAGAGAUCAUAUUCAUCCGUGGAUGAAAAUACUGGAAGGACUUGGCCGGAUUCCUUAAGCGAUGAAGACUUAGCCAAACUGCGUCCUCUGUUAUUUCUCGAACUUUCCGCUAUGUUUGACAGUGCUGGUAUACCGUUUCACAAAGGAAAACCGCAUAAACGCAAAAGAAGAGAAGAAGGUACGAUUUUCGGUGUUUCGUUAUCGACACUAGUUGACCGAGAUGAAACAAUCGCCAACCGUCGCGUUCAGGUACCUUUGAUUGUUCAGAAAGUCCUUGGACAGUUAGAAAAACGUGGUUUAGGGGAGCAAGGUCUACUACGUAUGGCGGCCCCAAAAGCAAAAGUUGACAAACUAUGUGGGGCAGUAGAGAAGUUUUUCUACGCCAAACACGAAGAAGUGGAUCAGCUGUUAGAAAAAUGUUCUGUGCACGAUCUGGUCGCACUACUGAAACGUUUGCUCAGAGACUUGCCCGGGUUAUUGCUUACCCAUGAGCUAGUCAACUUAUUUUACCAAAGCUAUUCUGUACCUGACACUGUGAGAGCAUUGAAUCUACUGGUGCUACUGUUACCCACAGAAAACAGGGCUACUUUGCGUGUCCUCUUACAGUUCAUGUCGAAAUUAGUGGAAUACCAACAAAGACACGACCUAGAGAAUAAGAUGACCGAACACAAUGUGGCUAUGAUCAUUGCUCCAUCUUUAUUUCCACCUAGGUCUGUACAUUUGGAGAAAAAAGACUUACAGUCACAUCUAGAUCAGGCUGCCCGUAGCUGCCGUCUAACCGAAACUCUGAUGAACCACAUCGAAGAGUUGUGCUUAGUUCCUAAUGACCUCAUGACUCAGCUUAGACAUAACAACGAACUAUACCAAUGUAGACUGAAAGAAAAUAAUAAUCCCGUAAGAAGGUUCCUUGGAAAAAAGAAAACGGAUAUUGUCACCAAAAAAAUUAUCAACGAAGUUGAUUAUCAAGACGGUGUGGUCCGUGUCGAUGCCCCUCAAUUUCGGAUUUCCGCUAUUCCAUUGUUUUUAUCUGAUACAACAUCAGUCGGUGAUGUCAUUCUUAAAAUUGUAGAAGAAGCCGCCAAACAAACAGUAACUAAGAAUGGUCACAGUUCUAAGCCUUGCCGCAAGGACCUCAAGUCAAGAGCACUUACUGAACUUGCUCCCAAUGGAAACUUGUCAUGCUUGUUGACAACCGCUGAUCCCGAUAUGGCUACUAGGACACAUUUUCUAUAUGAAACUGGUGGCAAUAUCGGGCAACGGCGCAUAGAACCCACCGCCAACAUGAUGGCUGUAUACCAAAUGAAUCCUAACGCUCAGUGGUUCGUUAAAUGUGAUCACAGAAACGGCAUGACGCAUGUAUGACACAUUAUUUAUGACAGUUAUUAGUAAAAUGUAUCAAUGUAUUCGUAUUUGUAUCAUAGGGAGUGUAAAACCAAAAUAUAUCGUUUUCUUUUGUUUUC
Messenger RNA from Sipha flava (yellow sugarcane aphid), 2816 nucleotides. It is a transcript of the gene conu, whose product is annotated as rho GTPase-activating protein conundrum. NCBI's taxonomy places the organism in Eukaryota, Metazoa, Arthropoda, Insecta, Hemiptera, Aphididae. Gene Ontology annotation, cellular component: cytoplasm. The record is from RefSeq and is a predicted model, not a curated record. The transcript has 13 exons. Gene Ontology annotation, biological process: signal transduction; regulation of actin filament polymerization; regulation of small GTPase mediated signal transduction. Bases 436 to 2718 code for a protein of 760 amino acids. Gene Ontology annotation, molecular function: GTPase activator activity.